AUGUCUCCCGUAGCAGCACUACAUACAUUAUAUGCGCGUGAUGAUGUUUCAGAGAGACUAGAGCCAAAUUCUACACAGCGAUUUACAUUGUAUUUCAUUGGGGGAUAUAUUGUGGGCAUAUUAAUCUUGUGGAAUUUACCAAUAGCGAGCAAAAUUCUUUAUCCAUUUAAGUUGCUUACUGUUGGUUUACAUGAGUUUAGUCACGCGGCAGCAGGGUGUUGUACAGGUGCCAAAAUCGAGGCAAUCGAAAUAGAUCCUAAUGAAGGUGGAGUUACGCGGAUGCGUGGUGGUGUACAAUGUUGUACACUACCGGCCGGAUAUUUGGGUUCUUCACUCAUCGGUGCGAUAUUAAUAUUUUGUGGAUUUAAUAUACUCGCGUCACAAUUCGCGUCAAUAUUUCUGGGACUGUGUCUGUUAAUAACGCUCUGGUGGGCGAGAAAUUGGUUGACUCGAUGUAUUACCAUUUUCUUUGUUGGAGUUAUGAUAGGAUUAUGGUUUAUUGAGAAAGGAGCUGGCUUGAAAUAUUUUGUGUUGUUUGUUGGUGUAAUGUCGUGUCUAUAUUCCUUAUGGGAUAUAAUGGAUGAUUUAGUUUUCCGGAAAGUGAAUGAAUCAGACGCCUCAAAAUUCGCUAAAACUUGUGGAUGUUGUCCAGCUCAAGUGUGGGGCGUCAUUUGGUUGUUGAUUAGUUUUUGUUUUUUGGCGAUGGGUGUAUUAGCCGGACUUGCAGCAUUUAAACAAGACAGUCAAGAACAAAAAGAUCAGUCAAAGCAUGUGUUUUGA
Messenger RNA from Ambispora gerdemannii, 780 nucleotides. Lineage: Eukaryota; Fungi; Glomeromycota; Glomeromycetes; Archaeosporales; Ambisporaceae. The record is from the annotation of a GenBank genome assembly.